Molecule: messenger RNA, 2695 nt
Organism: Chenopodium quinoa (quinoa)
Lineage: Eukaryota; Viridiplantae; Streptophyta; Magnoliopsida; Caryophyllales; Amaranthaceae
Product: trihelix transcription factor ASIL2-like
Exons: 2
Coding region: 513-1364 (283 amino acids)
Cellular component (GO): nucleus
Molecular function (GO): transcription cis-regulatory region binding
Source: RefSeq, a predicted model, not a curated record
AAAGAGGUCUUUGGCUGGCCCAACGCAGCCCAAUACCAUGUUUAGUUGUUAAUUAGUUUUGGAAAAAAGUUAGCUAUGAAAGUGACGAUUGAUAGUAUGAGUGAUUGACAAAACUUGUGAUUACAAUACUAAAAUACAUUAAAUCCGCAUAUAUUAAUUUAAAAAAUAACAAAAAUUUUAUAAACUACGGAGUAUCUCCUACUUCGUAUUAUCUUUAACAUUUGAUACCUAAACGCUAUCUCUACCUGAAUCAUUACCUUUGUCACUCACUAUUUUUUUAGUGGUGUUUUGUUCAAAACACUAACCGUUACCACUGAACGUCCCCUAUAGCUAUAUUUUAAAGUUUUUUACUAAACCCAGCCCAAUUAAGCAAUUACCAUAUCACCCCUACCUUUUCUCCCCGCCGAUCACAAACCAUAAUUCCUUCUUGAAAAAAAAUCUCACAAAACAAAAUUUCCUCAUUAUUAUUUUCUCUCUCCUACACCCCUUAAUCAUCUCACCGGCAACUUUCCAUGGCCACCAACGCCGACGGCACCUCACCGUCGCCGGCGCUCCGACCUCGACCUCAACCAUUGCCGGCAACUCUCACCCGCGCUUCCCCCGUUCUCCGGGAAGAUUGCUGGUCGGAAGAUACGACACACGCUCUCAUCGAAGCUUGGGGCUCCCACCACCUCUCUCUCAAUCGCGGUAACCUCCGUCAACACCAUUGGCUCAAAGUCGCCACCACCGUCAACGCCGCCGGUGACCGGCGCCGGCGCACCGACAUCCAGUGCAAGAAUCGCAUCGACACGUUGAAGAAGAAGUACAAGAUCGAAAAAUCUAAGACUGUUGAUUCUUCCGGCGGUUACGUUAGUCCAUGGCCGUUUUUCUCCCUCCUCGAUUUCCUCAUCUCUGGCGACGGCGAGAAACCUCUCUCCUCUGGUCGGAAAAUAUCGCCGGAUACUCCGUCGACGACGACGACGCUGACGAAGUUUCCGGUGGCUCCGAGGUCGGCGUUGAUACGAAAACGACCGGUGCCUGUUGAUGAUUCGUUUUUCCGGCGACAGUUUGCGGCUGUUAUUGCAGCAGCAGCCGAGGUGGAGGCGCAUGAGUCGUCGGAGGAGAGAGAAAGAGAGUCAUCGGAGCGAACCGGCACAUCGAGCGAUAGCGGUGGGAGAGAGAGAAGAGAUAGUAGAGUAGAGGAUGAAGGUUUCAACAAUGGAUGUAGGAAGUUGGCGGAGGCGAUAAUGAGGUUCGGAGAAGUGUAUGAGAGAGUAGAAACAGUAAAGCAAGAGCAAUUGAUUGAUUUAGAGAAGCAUAGGAUGCAAUUUACUAAGGAUUUGGAGUAUCAGAGGAUGAAAUUGUUGAUGGAUACUCAGCUUUAGCUCGCUAGGAUUAAACGGUCCAAACAUUCUGAUGAUGCUGGUUCGAUGGAGGCAAUUUUAGGCGCUGGCAGAAGAAGGUUCACUUCCUGUUGACAACCCUCAAUGUGGCGUAUGUUCUGACUCAGGAAGUACCACAAGAGGUUGAGAAUGAAACCGUGGCUCGUGCAAGGCUGAAGCAUGAAAACGACAAUUUCAUCUGCCACAUACUCAAUGCCAUGGAGGAUACUCUAUUCGAUACUUAUCUUCAUGUUACUAAUGCAAAGGAAUUAUGGGAGAUGUUAGAGUCCAGAUACAUGAAAGAAGAUGCUACAAGUAAGAAAUUUAUUGUUUCCUAAUUUAAUUCCUACAUGAUGAAAGACAAUAGGUCAGUUAUGGAACAAUUCCAUGAAAUAGAACGAAUUCUUGGUCACUUUAAACAACAUAGUAUGAAUAUGGAUGAAUCUAUUGUUGUUUCAAGUAUUGUUGAUAAAUUACCCCCCUCUUGGAAGGAUUUCAAGCAUAGUUUAAAACAUAAGAAAGAAGAUAUUUCUCUUGACGAACUUGCUAACAAUCUUCGUGUUGAAGAGGAAUUUCGUAAACAGGAAGACACUAAGGAACAACAUGUUUCUAGUGUUAAUGUUGUAGAAACUGGAGAAUCCAGUAAGGCACAAAGCAAGAAGAGAAAGGGCAAACCGAACAAGCAAAAUCAGAAAAAUGUGAACAAGAAACAAUGCUGGAAUUGUGGCAUCACUUCAAGAAAAACUGUCCGAAAAAGAAGAACAAAGGGAACAAGCAGAACUCGGGUGGGCAGAACACGAGUGGGCAGAAAAUUUCGGAGAAACAGGAUGUUUUUGUUGCUGUAAUUUCGGAAGUCAAUAUGAUUCAAGAUGACAAUUCUUGGUGGAUUGAUUCCGGUGCAACAAAGCAUGUGUGCAAGGAUAAGUCGCUGUUUGCUUCUUAUGUUCCUGUGGAAGAAGGAACGGUCCUAUACAUGGGAAAUUCGUCCACCACCCAAGUGCUUGGAAAGGGCAGCGUUGUGAUUGAGUUUACUUCUGGAAAAAUUCUGACUUUGAAUGAUGUUUAUCAUGUUCCUGAAAUUAGGAAGAAUCUUGUAUCGGGUAGUCUUUUGAACCGUUUUGGUUUUAAGCUUGUGUUUGAAUCUGAUACUUUUGUAAUCUCUAAGGGUGGGGUGUUUGUAGGAAAAGGCUAUCUUCAUGAUGGCAUGUUUAAGCUGAACAUUAUUAAUAAAGUUGUUAAUUCUGCUUAUUUGCUUGUCUCUUUUUCAUUAUGGCAUCAUCGUUUAGGACAUGUACAUUUUAAAUGUAUGAAUGAUAUGGCUAAUCUGAACUUAA